Nycticebus coucang (slow loris) is the source of this 2316-nucleotide messenger RNA. RefSeq names its product heat shock protein family A (Hsp70) member 6 (gene HSPA6). Gene Ontology annotation, molecular function: ATP hydrolysis activity; misfolded protein binding; ubiquitin protein ligase binding. Gene Ontology annotation, cellular component: vesicle; blood microparticle; cytoplasm. Lineage: Eukaryota; Metazoa; Chordata; Mammalia; Primates; Lorisidae. Gene Ontology annotation, biological process: cellular response to unfolded protein; protein refolding. The record is from RefSeq and is a predicted model, not a curated record.
AUGACUAAUGGUCUCCUUGAGGAUUUGAGCUCUGAGUCAGAAGCGGGCGAGGCUUUAGCUUUGCCCCGCCUCGCUGGGCCGUACCAUCCCAAACCUUCUCCUCGAGUCAGCGCGGCUUCCCCGCUGAGUCAGCCCGGGCGGGCGGCUCUCGGCUGGCCGGGAAGGCGCUGGGAAUUCUCGGCGGCGAGGGUGGGAGGAGGCGGGUCCCCUGCGAACGGAUACACAGCCCACGUCUCCAAGAAGCUGCGGCUCUGUCCCCGCCAUCACCAUCACCACACCCUCACCCCCUGCCGGGAGCUGGGCAUCGGCGCACUAGGGAAAGCGUACUGGUGCGUGGACGUGUUCCAGCGGGGCAGGGAGAUCCUGGCCAAUGACCUGGGCCACCGCACCACGCCCAGCUAUGUGGCUUCCAAGCUGCUGGUUGGCGACGCCGCCAAGAGCCAGUAGGCCCUGAACCCCCAAAACAAUGAGUUCGACGCCAAGCGCGGGAUUGAGCGCAAGUUCUCAGACGCGUCUGUUCAAUCCGACUUGAAGCACUGGGCCUUCCACGUGGUGAGCGAGGGCGACAAGUCCAAGGUCCGCGUGUCCUACCACAGGAAGGACAAGACGUUCCACCCCUAUGAGAUCUCCUCCAUGGUGCUGAAAAUGAAGGAGACAGCUGAGGAGUACCUGGGCCAGCCUGUGAGGCAUGCGAUGAUCACGAUGCCUGCCUACUUCAACGACUCGCAGCGCCAGGCUGUGAAGGACACAGGUGCCAUCGCAGGGCUCAGCAUACUAAGGUUCAUCAACUAGCCCACGGUGGUCGCCAUUGCCUAUGGGCUAGACUGGAGGGGUUCCACAACGUGCUCAUUUUUGAGCACGUCGGUACUCUGUAUCGACGCCGGUGUCUUUAAGGUGAAUGCCACUGCUGGAGACACCGACAUAAGAGGAGAGGUCUUUGACAACCGGAUGGUGAGCCACUUCAUGGAGGAGUUUCAGAGGAAGCACGGGAAAGAUGUGAGCGGGAAUAAGCAGACCCUCUGUGAGCGCGCCAAGUGCAGCUUGUCCUCCAGCACCCGCCUGAAAAUCGACUCCCUGUUCAAGGGUAUGGACUUCUACGCUACCAUCACUCGUGCCCACUGAGAACUGUGCUCAGACCUCUUCGGAAGCACCCUGGAGCUUGUGGAGGCCCUGAGGGAUGCCAUGCUGGACAAGGCCCAGAUCCAUGAUGGCUUCCGUGGAGGCUCCACCCACAUCCCUAAGGUACAGAAGCUGCUGCUGGACUUCUUCAACCGCAGGGAGCUGAACAAGAGCAUCAACCCUGAUGAGGCCGUGGCCUCUGGGGCUGCUGUAUAGGCCACGGUGUUGAUGGGGCAUGAGUGUGAUAAGGUGCCAGAUCUCCUGCUGCUGGCUGUGGCUCUCCUGCCCCUAGGGCUGGAGACAGCAGGUGAGAUGAUGACUAUGCUGAUCCAGAGGAAUGCCACUAUACCCACCAAGCAGACCCAGACCUUCAUCACUUACUGUGACAACCAACCUGGGGUCUUGAUCCAGGUGUAUGAAGAGGGCGAGAGGUCCGUGACCAGGGACAACAACAUGCUGGGGCACUUUGAACUCUGUGGCAUCCCUCCUGCCCCACGUGGAGUCCCUCAGAUUGAAGUGACGUUUGACAUUGAUGUUAAUGGCAUCUUGAGUGUGAUGGCCACUGACGGGAGCACUGGUAAGGCCAAAAAGAUGACUGUCACCAAUGACAAGGGCUAACUAAGCAAGGAGGAGGUGGAGAGGAUGUUUGGUGAGCCUGAAUGGUAUGAGGCUGAGAAUGAGGCCCAGAGGGACAGGGUGGCUGCCCAAAACUCACUGAAUGCCUGUGUCUUCCAUGUGAAGGACUCUUUGCAAGAGGAAAGCGUUAGGGACAAGAUUCCUGAAGAGGACAGGCACAAAGUGCAAGAAAGUGUCAGGAAGUCCUUCCAGUGGUCAGAGAAGGAGGAGUAUGAACAUCAGAAGAGGGAGCUGGAGAAAAUUUGUCGCCCCAUCUUCUCCAGGUUUUAUGGGGGGUCUGGUGUCCCUAGGGGCAGCAGUUGUGAGGCUCAAGUCUGCAAAGAAAACCCCAGUACUGGUCCCAUCAUUGAUUGGCUCCUCAUGAUAAGACACCUGUGACUGUAAGAGCUAUGCUUGUGGGCCUUCUAGACUUCUAUGAUCCUGCCCUGUAACUUCAGGGAUGGGGUCUUGGAGUCUUUUCCCCACAGCUAGAGUUUUAUAACUGAGGUCUUUGUCACUUGCCUUUUCUUUUUCUUUAAUUCUCUUCUUCCACUUUAAACAAGCAAUCAUUAAUUUAUUAAU